Perca fluviatilis (European perch) is the source of this 2166-nucleotide messenger RNA. It is a transcript of the gene ifngr2, whose product is annotated as interferon gamma receptor 2. NCBI's taxonomy places the organism in Eukaryota, Metazoa, Chordata, Actinopteri, Perciformes, Percidae. Gene Ontology annotation, molecular function: protein binding. The coding region runs from base 124 to 987 and encodes 287 amino acids. The transcript is spliced from 7 exons. The record is from RefSeq and is a predicted model, not a curated record.
AAGGAACUUCCCAGAAUGUGUCAAUUCCAGGUUUCGGGGAAGUGUCGUCUUAUCGCUCAACAGACAGAUAAAGUGCUAUGGUGACAAGUGUGUUCGGGCACGCUGUGAAAUGACUCUGUUACGAUGCUUUUCAGAGUCCUGUUCAUUCUAUUCGUCGUCCAAGCACUGUCUGCGUCACCACCGGCUCCACAGAACGUCCAUGUUGAUAACUGGCUGCUGACAUGGACUCCUGCCGCAGAGGAGGGAGAUACCACCUACACUGUUGAGUACAGCAGCUUUGACAUCGGUGUGUGGAAAAAUGUAACCUCCUGCGUCCAUAUAUCUUCAAAUUCCUGUAAUGUAACUUCCACCAAAGCUGAGGACGAGCACGGCUGUGUCAGGCUGCGUGUGCAAGCAGAGAGGCGUGGGCUGACCUCGACACCAGUCGAAGCCUGUAGCAGACAUGGUGACUCCUGUACUCCUUACUUCAGCCUGAUGCCAGGGCCCGGCUCCCUGACUGUUCAUUUGAGUAGGAACCACAGUUUGGCCCGGGACUAUGCAGGCCAUGCAAAACACAGGGUUUACUAUGGCAAGGAAGGAGAGCCCCUGCUGUAUGAUGAAGAUCCUCUGGCCUCCGUGACCAUCCCUGAGCUGCAGGAGGGACAGCGGUACUGUGUACAGGUGCAGAAUAUUAACUAUGGAAAAUGCGUCGGACUGCCCACCUGUCCCCAGUGUGUGCUCAUCCCACCAUCAAAAAUAUACUCGACACCAACCGUGAUACUAGCUGUGGGGCUCAUCAUUGUCCUGGUCCUCCUGAUUCCUGUGAUAGCCUACUUCCUCAUCUGUAAGAUUGAGAGAAUCAAGCAGUGUCUGCGACCGCCGUACGAGCUCCCAGGAGAUUUCCUGGAACCAUUUCCUGACCAUUACCUUCCCAUCUCCAGCAGCAGUCCCACUGAGGAGUGCUGGGAUGUCAUUACUUCCAUUUCCCCUCAGGAGUUGAGCACCUGAAAGCAGCUUCUGCGCUGCUCCUCCUCUUCAUGGCCUUGUUAUUGUGCCCUGAGCAUUGAACCACACUCUCUCACAUUUCUAUCGGGCCUCAGGAUAAGAGACAAUUUGAUUUCUAGUUCAAACUUAAUUGCUGGGAAGAGGAAGUCUAAUUUUAUCAACAUUUGGCUUCCCCUCUAGGAGAGAAAAGGGAGCAAUGAAAAGACGGAACCACUCUCUAGAUCACUCAAAUGAAAAGGCUCCACACUGUUACUACCCCCGCUCUCAUUUGGCUUAAUAUGGCCUCAAGAGCUCUAGGAAAUUGUUAACAUAAACACUGAGGUCCAAAGUUAAUAAAAGAUUUUUACAUAGAUACCUACGCUGUUAAGUGACAGAGAGUGCACUUUGCCUUGUGUACCUAUGGAGAGCCACAGUUGUCAUUAAUCAGCUCAUUAGAAACAGUUAAAGCCACACACAGACAGGAUCGCACAGGAACAGUGCGACGUCAUCUCACACAUACAUUAGACCGUUUUAGGGAAGAUCUCCACAGGGCCUUCCUUUGAGCCAAGAAUACUGCUGUACAUUCAUAAUGUUUUAUGUGCUGCUUUAGCUUAGUUGAAAGUGUAUCACUCCCAUUUAUUUAUUUUUUUGCCCUAUAGCCAUUAAUGAACAGCAAUAUAACGCUCACAGCAUUAACUAAGUUUGGUUUAAUAAAACACCCUACAAACACGCGGAUACAAUCCUUAGCUUUGUAGGGCUGAGGAGCGUUUGAUAAAAUUUGUAAUUUGUUUAAUCUGUGAUCUGGGAGGACAUUUUGACUCGUGGAUAUUUCUUGACACUUAUGAAUCAAGCCAUUCUGCAAAAAGCCUCCGUUUAGUGGAGGCGCUAAGGUUAUAUGUGUUCAGUGGUUCUGUACUGUUAUUGUUAAUUCACUGAAUAUAGAUUAGAUAUAGAUUUUCUGACUAUCAUGAUGUUGCCAUUAUUGACCGCGUCCAUGGUUUUUCCUGACCUAUGUCAACAUUGCCAAGCGUGUUGUUUUUUGUUUGUUUGUUUAUUUACUUCUUUUGUAAUUAGAAAAGUUCUAUGAGACGAUGACUUAAAUCAUGUGUUAUGUGAGUUUUGUCCAGAUCUCCUGCAGUUGGCCUUGGGACUUUUUCGGUUCUGGCACUGAUUUGCAAUAAAUGACUAAUGUAAAGACUGAAA